Molecule: messenger RNA, 1901 nt
Organism: Neofelis nebulosa (Clouded leopard)
Lineage: Eukaryota; Metazoa; Chordata; Mammalia; Carnivora; Felidae
Gene: TAFAZZIN
Product: tafazzin, phospholipid-lysophospholipid transacylase
Exons: 10
Coding region: 362-1150 (262 amino acids)
Biological process (GO): inner mitochondrial membrane organization; cardiolipin acyl-chain remodeling
Cellular component (GO): mitochondrial membrane
Molecular function (GO): 1-acylglycerophosphocholine O-acyltransferase activity
Source: RefSeq, a predicted model, not a curated record
GCAGCCGGGAGCCGGGUCCCGUCGCUAGCUCGCUUUCCGGCCGGGGCGCGGGGCGCCUGGGUGCCGCCGCCGUCCCCUCUCGCUUCUCCCUGGGCCCCCUGGCUCCUGACCCCGGCGGCGGCUGGUCUGUGGCGAGAGGUCGGGCCGGGCCGGCUCUGGCCUGACCUGCGAGGUGACCUUGGUCGAGUCCCCGGUCGCGCGGAGCCGCGGCGCCCGUGUGUGGCGCGGGCCUGUCAGGGACCCAGUUCCCCCGCGGCCGAGGACACAGAUCUAGAGCGCCCCCCGCCCCAGGCUGCCCCGUGGCAGGGGAAGCGCCAGGCCGCCUGGGGCGGAGCGGGGGAGCUCGGUCUGGGUGGGGGAGAUGCCCCUACGUGUGAAAUGGCCGUUCCCCGCGGUGCCGCCGUUCACCUGGACCCUGGCCAGCAGCGUCGUCAUGGGCCUGGUGGGCACCUACAGCUGCUUCUGGACCAAGUACAUGAACCACCUCACCGUCCACAACAAGGAGGUGCUGUACGAGCUCAUCGAGAACCGAGGCCCAGCCACGCCCCUCAUCACUGUUUCCAAUCACCAGUCCUGCAUGGAUGACCCUCAUCUCUGGGGGAUCCUGAAACUCCGCCACAUCUGGAACCUGAAGUUGAUGCGUUGGACCCCCGCGGCUGCAGACAUCUGCUUCACCAGAGAACUACACUCCCGCUUCUUCAGCUUGGGCAAGUGUGUGCCUGUGUGCCGAGGAGACGGUGUCUACCAGAAGGGAAUGGACUUCAUUUUGGAGAAGCUCAACCAUGGGGACUGGGUGCACAUCUUCCCAGAAGGGAAAGUGAACAUGAGCUCUGAGUUCCUGCGCUUUAAGUGGGGAAUCGGACGUCUGAUUGCUGAGUGUCAUCUCAACCCUGUCAUCCUGCCACUGUGGCAUGUUGGAAUGAAUGAUGUCCUUCCUAACAGCCCGCCUUACUUCCCCCGCUUUGGACAGAAAAUCACCGUGCUGAUCGGGAAGCCCUUCAGCGCCAUGCCUGUACUUGAACGGCUCCGGGCAGAGAACAAGUCGGCCGUGGAGAUGCGCAAAGCUCUGACGGACUUCAUCCAGGAAGAAUUCCAGCGCCUGAAGGUCCAGGCGGAGCAGCUGCAUGACCACCUGCAGCCCGGGAGAUAGACGGUGCCCUCACUUCCUCCUGCAAGGGGGCGGCUGGCCCCCAGGCCCGGGACAGAGGCAGCUCCCACCCAGGCCCUGGCCACCGGCCGCUGGCCGCCAGCGCUGUCUCCAGGCUCUUGCCCUGCACAGAGCUGAACUGGGGGACGGACUGAUGUUUUGAGCAGAUAUGUUCUUUUAGACAGAUUUGUGCACAACCCCAAACAGGGAUCAUGUCCCAGCUGGUGAGCAUUCCCUCUGCUCUGAGCUGCUUCGGUUGAAGGAAGGGUUUCAGCUACUCCUCCCACUUGGCCACGAGAGGAGGAUAAAAUUUCGGCAGGGACCUCCUUCCUCUCCCAGAGCUGGUGUCGGGACGGAGGGUACUUGAAUGGGGGCAGGUGGCCAGACCAGAAGUCCGCACAGGACUUCAUGAGGCCCUUGGCUUGGCAUCCACUCGAUAGGCCCGAUCCAGGAGCUGCCUCAGCACGUCCUCAGGGACGGCCGUCGGCCACCUCUUCCUUCCGCCCACACUUCCCACAGGCGUGGGGUCCUCAGGCAGGGCCCAGCUCCGCGCCGCGAGCAGAAGGGCAGCCUUUUGCCGGAAGUGAAAUCCAGCUGGAUGGAGCCUGCGGCAAGGGCCCAAGACCCAACCACUCACCCGUGUGCCAGGGCCCAGCAACUGCUCUGUCUUUUCCACCUCCCUGGUAUCACCAGAGACCCCUGGGGCCUGGGUUUUCAUGUUUUGUAGCCAAUAAAGCAUCUGUGUCGUGUUUUA